Alnus glutinosa is the source of this 1789-nucleotide messenger RNA. RefSeq names its product psbQ-like protein 3, chloroplastic. Lineage: Eukaryota; Viridiplantae; Streptophyta; Magnoliopsida; Fagales; Betulaceae. Gene Ontology annotation, biological process: photosynthesis; photosynthetic electron transport chain. The record is from RefSeq and is a predicted model, not a curated record. The transcript has 7 exons. Gene Ontology annotation, cellular component: extrinsic component of membrane; photosystem II; chloroplast. Gene Ontology annotation, molecular function: calcium ion binding. The coding region runs from base 554 to 1117 and encodes 187 amino acids.
AACAACAAAAAUUGUUCAAAUGAGAGAAGGGUGCUAUGGAUGAAACGGUUAUGAAAGGAUAUGUUUUGAUGAUGCUGGUGGGGCUGGCCAUCCUUGUUCAAUUUGUGGUACAUAUUUGAAGACAAACAUAUUUGAAACUAAUAGUGUCGGGCAGUUCGGGGACGUUAGUGGUGCGAAUCUGGACGUUUCAGGGACUGAUCCAAUGAGUUUGGACCCGAGAGCAAAUCACGGCAGUGGAGUUGAGUUUGAAGGUACAAAUUUCAUAUAAAGAAGAUUGGUCAGUGAGAAGCUGAAGCCUAUCUGCAAGGAGAUAAAGAGACUGUCACUGCUCAAAUCUCUCGAGUUGCCGCCUCUCAUCAACCAACCGACGGUUGCCCUCUGAAAUCUCUGUCAAAGUUUCAGCUAUGCCGGAAUUCUCCGGGGUUCUUGCGCUGAAAUUCUGUUAGGGAAUAAUAUCUGAACAAAUCAUUGGACCGAUCGGGAAAUUGCAGUGAUAGAUUUUGGAAAAAGAUUAUUACACCCAUUUAAUUAGAUAGCUAAAAUCCAGUAGAGGAUGGCAUUGACAGCGCCGUUGGUUUUGCAACCCAAUCUUUCGUAUUAUUAUCCUCCAGCCUUCACCUGCUGUGUAAAGCCCUCUUUUAGGCCCGGAGAGAUGCCCCAGAAGGUGCUAGGGUCUAAUUUCAGUAGAAGAAUAGGAGGAAUGGCGGCAAUGGGGUCGGUGCUAUUGGCAGGGUCGGAGGCAAUUUUUGGUCAACAAGUUGCAGUGGGAUUUGAGCUCAAUAUGGUAGCACCUGAUCGAACAUUUGAAGAGGCAAAGAGUGGAAUCAAAGAUCAUGCGCAAGCUUUGUUACAGAUUAAAUCACUAAUUGAGGCAGAGUCGUGGAGAGAAGCACAGCAGCUGCUGAGGAGAAACUCAUCCUACCUGAAACAGGAUAUCUAUACCAUAAUCCAAGGCAAACCUGGAAGUGAGAGGCCCGAGCUAAGGAAGCUGUAUUCCGAUCUCUUCAAUAAUGCUACCAGACUAGAUUAUGCGGCAAGGGAUAAAGAUGCAUCACGUGUCUGGCAGUACUAUGAGAACAUUGUUGUGGCCCUCAAUGAUAUUUUAUCUAGAAUAUAAUCGUCAGGAGGAAAGCCAUGCAACCUGUAACACUUCUCCAUGGUAUGACCAGAUACCCCACAAUGACUACAAACAGGACGGUCUUUGCGGAAUGAAUUGUUCUUGACAGGACGAUUUCUUGGUGUUGCAGAAGUAUCAGAAGCAACGGAUUUUGUGAACAAAGCAGCAGAAUUAUGGUUACUAGAACCAAUAGCAGUAGAAAUUUCUUUCUGCCUCUCUUCUUGAAUAACUAGGGAAAAAAUUGUGUUGAUUGGUGGAAGAGGAUUGAGCAUCAAGAUUUGACCUCAAGUAUGGGCAUAGGACUCAUUCAAGCCCAUCAAGAAGUGCAUGACAUGCUCUUGUUGCUGAUAUUCAUUAUGAACUGUCAUAGUACCACAUGUGCACGGUGGUAAAGGUUUAUAGUGAAUCAGCACAUCCCACAACCCUUUUAAAAUAGUGAAAUAACUGCUCAUUGAAAGAAUGAAAGGUUUUCUUGUCUUAAGUUUGAAAUAACUAAUCUUAAUUAUUUUAGGAUUAGAAAUCCUAUUUUUGUCUACUGGUGAAUCCUAGAUUUUAUAGGAAUAACUUUACGUAUAAACAAAACCUAUGUCUAGGCUUUUGCAUUGUAUCGUAAAUUAGUUUAAGGUUUUGGAGAGAUUGAUGAUUAUUGGAUUGUUUUUCUUGAAAUUAGUG